Messenger RNA from Plasmopara halstedii, 1944 nucleotides. RefSeq names its product FKBP-type peptidyl-prolyl cis-trans isomerase. The transcript has a single exon. NCBI's taxonomy places the organism in Eukaryota, Oomycota, Peronosporomycetes, Peronosporales, Peronosporaceae. Gene Ontology annotation, molecular function: protein binding. The record is from RefSeq and is a predicted model, not a curated record. The coding region runs from base 1 to 1944 and encodes 647 amino acids.
AUGAGCCUGGGAAACUCGCUUAUGUGGGAAAAAGUGGCAUUGUCUCCGUUAGAAAUUCAGUCUGUGCAGCUGGAGCAUGAUCUGCUGUACGCUCAAGAGGUGGCCGCAUUGACCGCAAGUAAUCAGCAGAAUAAGUACGGAGUAGAUGUCGAUGUCAAUACUGGCAAGGCUGCAGGUCGAUUGAUUAUAGAAGUUUUGGAAGUUAAAGGCUUGGCACUGGACAGUUAUGCAGCGGUAAAGGCGAUUAGUGGAAAUACACAGCCACAAGUGUACGUGUCCACAUUAGUGUCCCCGCUUUCAGCUUUCGAGAAGACAACGAAAAAACACUUGCGUACGAGUCCUGUGCAAAUUGUAAACUAUGCCUGUGCACGUCUGCAGGAUAAAUUAGUAUACAAUGGAGCCAAGACAAAAAUAUUUAGCGUAAAAGUUUCUCUAAAUUGCAAGGCUGAAGUCAUUGCUGAUGUGAUCCUCGGGGAGCUGGAGCUGCGAAGUGCCGACUACACCGAUCAGAUGCCGCAUGAAAAGUGGUUUGAUUUGACAGCACCAGUCACAGCAGCGACGAGUGGUGUUAUUGGGAAGCUGCUGAUGCGCGUGACUCUCGAGUAUUCGAUGCGUGAGCGUCAUGAGCGUCAAGUCAAUUUACUUCGACAAAAGAAACGCGAGAUUGAUGACGACAUCGAGCUAUUCAAGACAACUGCGCGACUUGUGAAUGCACCUUUGAAACAUCCUGCAGCAUUUGGAAACGAAACUGCAAGGGCCGCUCUAUAUCUGCCUGGCAAAAAAUUUCAGAUUCAUGCUCACCACCCUGCCGCUGUCAGUGUGACGCCUCUGGCGGACAAGACUCGGGUGAUCACUCCAUUCGGACGAGGAGUUGCGGUGUCAUUUCGACCAGAAACCAAAAUGUAUGUAGUACAAAUGGACACAGACGCCGCAGCAAGGUCUCGUACUAUUGCCUACUUGCAUCAGAAUGUUGUGAGUGAGGAGCCCGAUGAGCCACACUUUCGAAUGCAUACGCAGGUAUUGACCCCGUAUGGUUUGGGUGUGUUGAAGGAAAUCCGUCCCUUUGACGAUGUGUUAGUUGUCAAAACCGACUAUGCUAACCUUUACAUGCAGCGCAAAGACGUGAAGUUGCCAUCAAAAGAAGUAGCAGAAAUGUCGACAAAAGAUCUGAUUAACGAGGCUGUUCGGUUUGCGGACGCAGGCAACGAAAAAUUCCGUGAGGCAAAGCUGCAGGACGCCGUGUACAGCUACUUGCGCUCACUAGGAUUUCUACAGCGCGUUGAUCAAGACAAUGCCACGCAUAAAGAGAAGGCGACAAUCAUUCAGACCAUGAUUCGCUGUCACCUGAACAUUGGUGCGAGCAAGCUGAAGCUGAACAUGUACGCAGAUGCUGAGAUUGCCUGCACCAACGCCUUAAGCAUACUUACGGUGCUAGCGGAUAACCGCGAGGGCAACGUUGUCACGUGGAUGGGGCGUCUGGGCAUGUCAGAGCAGCUUCUUUUCGAGGACUGGCCAUCCAAAGCGCGUUUUCGCCGCGCUCAAGCGUGCGUUAAGCUUGAAAAAUACGUAGAUGCUAAGCAAGAUCUGCUGCUAGCCGUAAGGUUAAACCCGCAAGAUAAAUUGUGUCGCACGCUACUGGACAAGGUGAACAAAUUGGUGGAUAAACAGAAGCGUGACGAGAUGAAGGCGUGGGGUGGCAUCUUUGAUAAUCUUGAAGCGUCGCCGUCAACUAUGAAAACCACGACAACCAAGGCUGAAAGUAAUAGUGAUGAUAAAUCCAUUUUCAAGCGCAAGACGAAGAAGCGCCAGCACAAGCCUUCAGUCAUUAGUAAAGACCAAAUUAAACCAUGGUACUUGACUUCACACGUCUUGGCCACGGUUUCGGUAGUGACAGCGGGAUUUGCAGCAUUGACUCUGCUCUCAUUGAAGCAAAAGAACUCGUAA